Molecule: messenger RNA, 589 nt
Organism: Toxorhynchites rutilus septentrionalis
Lineage: Eukaryota; Metazoa; Arthropoda; Insecta; Diptera; Culicidae
Gene: Rpp21
Exons: 2
Coding region: 88-576 (162 amino acids)
Biological process (GO): tRNA processing
Cellular component (GO): nucleolar ribonuclease P complex
Source: RefSeq, a predicted model, not a curated record
ACAGUAAUCAGUUUUGUUUUGUUCGUUUCAUUUGAGUUGGUGUUCCUUUUCCGUUUACAAUAGUCUUACAACUCUUAAAAUAAAAUUAUGUCUUCCGACAAUAAAAUUAAUCCUAAUAAAGUGGAUAUAACAAAGGGCACAAAUCCAAAAGAUAAAGCCAAAAACAACGAUAAUAAAAGCAAUAAUGGCAAUACAAACAACACCAAGAAGCAAGCACGGCUAUGUCCCGGACGUGAUAUCUACGAACGUAUGAAUUUUUUGUAUCAGGCCGCAGCACUGAUGGCAGAAUCUGUCCCUGUGCUGUCCGGAACCUAUGGCAAACUGAUGAAAUCUGUUGGCAAAAAAGCCGUUCUUCGGAUAGAACCCGCUAUUAAACGGACCUUGUGUGUGAGAUGUGGAGUAGUGUUAAGUCCGACCUCAACGGCAAACUACACUGAUUAUCGGCACAAAAAACUCAGCUACGUCGAAGUGGAAUGCAAACUUUGUGGUUUUAGGAAAAAGUUUUACAGCAGGAAGAACUACAGGAUACGUCUGGAAGAUCCAGAAUCGAUUGUAGAAUCAAUGACUUUUGAAUAAACUUUUUACGAAA